AGGGAAAGGCUCACAGUGCUGCUGCCACCAGCUCUCCUGUCCCUGCCCAAGUGUCAGUGUCGUGAUGGAGCUUAGAAAUACCCCAGCCGAGGAUCUGGACAAGUUCAUUGAAGACAAUCUCCUGCCAAACAGGGAUUUCUGCAUGAAGGUCAAGUAUGCCAUCAACACUAUCUGCGGUUUCCUGAAGGAAAGGUGUUUCCAAAAUAACUCCCAGCCUGUGCGGGUGUCCAAGGUUGUGAAGGGCGGUUCCUCAGGCAAAGGUACGACCAUCAAAGACCAUUCCGACGCUGACCUUGUCGUCUUCCUUAGCCCUCUCACAAGUUUUAAGAACCAGUUAAGGCUCCGGGAAGAGUAUAUCAAGGAAAUUAAGAAACAGCUGGAAGCCUGCCAAAGAGAGAAAGAAUUUGACGUGAAAUUUGAGAUCCAGAGUUCAGGAUUAUUCGGCCCUCGCUCACUGAGCUUCACCCUGAGAUCCCCCCAGCUCCAGGAGGGUGUGAACUUUGACGUGCUGCCUGCCUUUGACGCCCUGGGUCAGCACUUCGGACACUACAGACCUGACCCCCAAAUCUACGUCCGGCUUAUCCGGGAGUGCACCCAAGUGCAGAGAGAGGGCGAGUUCUCCACCUGCUUCACAGAGCUACAGCGAGACUUCCUGAAGCAGCGCCCAACAAAGCUGAAGAGCCUCAUCCGCCUAGUCAAGCACUGGUACCAACUGUGUUUGAAGAGGAUUGGGAAGCCACUGCCACAGCAGUACGCCCUGGAGCUCCUGACAGUCUAUGCCUGGGAGCAAGGGAGUCAAAAAACAGAGUUCAGCACAGCUGAGGGCUUUCAUACAGUCUUGAAAUUAAUCAUCAAAUACCAGUACCUUUGCAUCUACUGGACAGUAUAUUACAACUUCGAAAACCCUGAUAUUGAAAAGUACCUGAACAAGCAGAUCAAUAAACCCAGGCCUGUGAUUCUAGACCCGGCUGACCCUACAGGAAACUUGGGUGGAAACCCACACAGCUGGAGUCGGCUGGCAUCAGAGGCUGAAGACUGGCUGAGUUACUCGUGCUUUAAGAAAAAGGAUGAAUCUUCAGUAGGCUCCUGGAAUGUGCCGGUGGAAGAGAGCUGAAUACGUGCCAUCCUCUGAACACCAGUGCAUCUUAGUGGAAAAUGCUCCCGAGUCAUCCAGACAGCACCCUCAUUUCCAUGUGGAGCCCUUGAUCUGGACAGGGCAGAGGACUUUCCCAAGGUCUUCAGUGAGUUGCUGUCCAAUCUAGGACUAGAAUCCCUCUCUCCUGACCCUGACCCCUGUCCUUCCCACUAUUCUGUGCUCUUUCUCUUUUCAUAGACAGCAUUUCCCCCCAGCUCUUGCCUCACUAUGGCCUGUUCCAUGACAAUGUGCUCUGAGAGACAAGAGAGACUGAGACGAGAGAGUGGAACCCCAGCCUUGACUUUCUUCUGUGUACCUGGUGUGAAGGUUAUGGGCCAAUUUAUUAUCACUAACAAUAAAAAUAACAUCAAAUACCA
Messenger RNA from Galeopterus variegatus (Sunda flying lemur), 1512 nucleotides. It is a transcript of the gene OAS1, whose product is annotated as 2'-5'-oligoadenylate synthetase 1, 40/46kDa. Gene Ontology annotation, cellular component: nucleoplasm; cytosol; membrane. Gene Ontology annotation, biological process: regulation of ribonuclease activity; negative regulation of viral genome replication; defense response to virus. Gene Ontology annotation, molecular function: double-stranded RNA binding; 2'-5'-oligoadenylate synthetase activity. The coding region runs from base 65 to 1114 and encodes 349 amino acids. Lineage: Eukaryota; Metazoa; Chordata; Mammalia; Dermoptera; Cynocephalidae. The record is from RefSeq and is a predicted model, not a curated record. The transcript has 6 exons.